ACUCUACCAGUCGCCAUCUUCGUGUUUCGUCUGCAGAAUCUGUGGAGUAACAAUGGACUUUCGGACAUUUGGUGCCACUUUUCUUGUAGGUGUAGGCGCAGGACUUGCCCUUUGCAUUAAUUGGAGGGAGUUUCACACACAGAGAAUGAGGACAGGUCAGAAUAAAGCUAAAAAAUUUAAACUCUCGGCGUAUGAACAGCGCAUUAAUGCUCACCGGAUUGACCCGCGGACCAUGAAGAUCACAUGGAGGGAUAUUGCAGGUCUGGAGGAGGUGAUCAACGAGCUAAAGAAGAAAAUGAUCUUCCCUGUUCUGAACAGACAUCUGUUCAGGGAAUCCAGGCUGCUGCAGCCGCCCAAAGGUGUGCUGUUGUAUGGACCCCCAGGAUGUGGUAAAACACUGAUCGCAAAAGCAACAGCAAAAGAGGCAGGCUUUGCUUUCAUCAACUUGAAGAUGAGCACGCUGACACAUAGAUGGUACGGAGAGUCCCAGAAACUGACUGCUGCUAUGUUCUCAUUGGCGACCAAACUAGCCCCAACAAUCAUCUUCAUCGACGAGAUAGACGCAUUGCUUAGGAGUCGGUCCAGCAGUGAUCAUGAAGUUACAGCUAUGAUGAAGGCUCAGUUUAUGACUUUGUGGGAUGGACUCGAAACAGAUCACCAGUGCCAGGUGAUCAUUAUGGGGGCCACUAAUCGUCCUGAGGACAUAGACCCUGCCAUCUUGAGGAGGAUGCCCACUAAGAUCCACAUCAAGCUGCCUAACUUUGAGCAGCGCAAGCAGAUACUCAGACUGAUCCUGGAGAAUGAGAGGGUGGAUCCACUGAUUGACCUCAGCCACAUCGCCAGGGAAACUGAGGGUUUCUCAGGAAGUGACCUCAAAGAGAUUUGUCGUAAGGCAGUGCUGCUUUGUGUCCGAGACAUCAUCCCUUCUGACAUCCUUUCAGAUGACUGCAUCCGUCCAAUUAAUCAGGAUGACCUCCAGAAGGCCACAAUGAAGAUGAAGGAGUCCAAGAGUCUGGAUGGCCACGGCACAUUAUGACCGUCAGAUUAAUCAGGAUGACCUCCAGUCCAACACUGCGGGAAGAUGUGGAAUGCUGCUGUUUUAUAUUAUCAUAUUUGAAAUCAUUGUCAUUAUUUAUUUAAUUUUGAAGUAAACUGAAAAAGAUACCUGUUGAACUAACUUGAAAAAAAAUAUGUACAUCAAUUCCACACAA
Neolamprologus brichardi is the source of this 1211-nucleotide messenger RNA. The record is from RefSeq and is a predicted model, not a curated record. Lineage: Eukaryota; Metazoa; Chordata; Actinopteri; Cichliformes; Cichlidae.